Nerophis lumbriciformis (worm pipefish) is the source of this 1470-nucleotide messenger RNA. Lineage: Eukaryota; Metazoa; Chordata; Actinopteri; Syngnathiformes; Syngnathidae. The record is from RefSeq and is a predicted model, not a curated record.
AUGAGCUCCCUGUCAGCCCAGGCCUCUGCCUCUGGUACAGCAUGCAGAGGACUACCUGGAGAGGGAAAUCAGGUACAACCUAAGGCGCCUCUUCUACAGAUACUACGCAUUGCUGGAGCCCAGGAGGAUGUCUUCACAUUGAAAGAGGUGAUGCACUACUUAGGCCAGUACAUCAUGGGAAAGCAACUCUACGAUAAACAGAGGCAGCACAUCGUCCACUGCCAGGAUGACCCUUUGGGAGAGCUGCUUGAAGUGGAGAGCUUCUCCGUGAAGAACCCAAGCCCGGUGUAUGAAAUGCUCAAGAAAUACAUCGUCAUUCUUGGUAAUGCCGACGCUGCAGAGAAUCUUUCUGUGGGCCAUGAGUGUGUUGAGGGCGGAGUGGAGGAUCGCGGUCAGAUGUACGGGGCUGCAGUCAAAGCAGGAAUUGAGACUGCCGGUGACGGGCCUCCCCUGCCUUCCUGUUCUCAGAGAAGACCUCGAGAGCCCGAUGAAGAUUCGCUCGAAGGUUUGCCACGCUCGGCCUGUAAACGACCCAAAUUAGAUGUCACUCUUGAUGACUGGGACCUCUCGGGCUUGCCCUGGUGGUUUUUGGGUAAUCUCCGCAGUAACUACAGCCGCAGGAGCAACGGAUCUACCGACAUUCACACCAACCAGCUGUCUCCCUCACAGGAGGAGGACACGGCCAUAGUGUCGGACACCACGGAAGAUCUGUGGUUCUUGACGGAGGGGGAAAGUGAGCAAGUGAGCGUGGAGAUGAAGGAGGCCGUGCUGGAGGAAAGAAGCGCAGGAGAAGGCGACGCGCCGCUCGACGAGGAGGACGGAGGGGGGAAGGAGGAGAAGACGGAUCGAGAGAUGCAGGAGGAGCCUGACGAAGACUCUCAGUGUCUGAGCGACGACACGGACACGGAGAUCUCCACACAGGACGCGUGGCAGUGCAGCGAGUGCAGGAAGUUCAACUCGCCUCUACAGAGGUACUGCGUCCGCUGCUGGGCCCUGCGCAAGAAUUGGUACAAAGACGUGCCCCGAUUGGCCCACUCCCUCUCUGUUCCCGACAUCCCGGCGUUCGGCUCGCUGAGCGCGCAACGCGAGGACGACGACAGCGACAACGGCGUCGACGUCCCCGAUUGCGGCCGCACCGUUUCAGAACCGGUCGUCCUGCCGUCCCACUCCGCCGCCGACCGACCGCUGUCUGUUGCGGCGACUCAACGCCCUAUGGAACGCGAAGACGAGCUAGCGUCCGGCGGGGAAAGUCAAGAGAGUCCGGGCAUGGAGGUGGAAUCGCACCCGGAGGCCCUGCUGGAGCCGUGCAAGCUGUGUCGCAUCCGACCCCGCAACGGCAGCAUCAUCCACGGACGCUCGGCCCAUCUCCUCACUUGCUUCCCGUGCGCCCGAAGGCUCCAUAAAUUCCAGGCUCCGUGCCCGGGAUGCGGAGAGAUUAUUCAAAAAGUGAUCAAGAUAUUCGUCAUCUAG